Messenger RNA from Caenorhabditis sp. 36 PRJEB53466, 5730 nucleotides. The record is from the annotation of a GenBank genome assembly. NCBI's taxonomy places the organism in Eukaryota, Metazoa, Nematoda, Chromadorea, Rhabditida, Rhabditidae.
AUGGCCAACUUGGUCAAGGAGACGGUGAAGAAAGCUGAGUUGAUUUUGGCCGAGGAGCCAGAACCACGGCGCAUUAUUAUGCUCAAAAACCUAAACAAGAAGCUGAUAACGCAACUUGUCGACGUUUCCGGUUUCAAGGAAACGAUCGAACUCAAGGUUGAAGCGUCCGCCGUAUUGAAAGCGGAUAAGGCGAACAGCAUAAAGUUGAUUGAAGAGCACUGCGGAAAGCUGAGAUUCGCAGAGUUGCAGGAAAAGGUGGCGGCGGUGAUCGAGAAGGCGGAGCGGGCGAUCGCGGCCACUCCAAUUCCGGAAGGCGAGGAGACGCCAGAAGGAGAAGAAAGAGGCCAAUCGGAGACGGAGAGCAGUAAUGAGAAUCAGCUCACGAUCGGACAGGCUCAAAGGCGUAGGGUCGGCGAAAGUAACGGAGAGACAGAGGAGUUGAACGCCCAAACCGGUCGUGGCAGGAUCGGGGAUCAGGGUGAUCAGGUCUCGGAGGAAGCCAGGAGAAGAUUGCAGGCGGCGAGAUUGGCUCCAGAGACUCCGGAACCGACCCGGCAGAUGAGCCAACAAAAGUUGAAUGAGAUGCUCAUGCGGGAGAAUGAGAUCCUUCAAGAGCAAUUGUCGGAUGUCCAGGAGAUCCUUCAGGACAGACUGAGAGGCAGAGAGAGAGCCGCAGAGCCGAGCCCGUGGGGGGGGGAAACAGCAGAUCACCGAUUGAACCAUCCGGUGGCGCGCAGAACAUCUCCAUAAGAGACAUGAUCGAGUCAAUCGACAAGUUCUCAGGAGAAGACCCCGAUUUGUACCCCGAAUUCAUAAACCAAUUCGAUGAACAGGUACACCACAACGGGUUCUACACGGCGGCGACGAAGUACUGCAUUCUAAAAAAAUGUCUGACAGGAGAAGCACGGAAGUUGGUGACCACUACAACUUUCACGGAGGAGGACUAUCGGAAGACCAGAGAGCUCUUGGAAGCCACGUACGCGAAAGAUCGUGUACCGAAGCUCAUGAGAAAGUUCAAGGACUUACCGAUAGACCCGAACGAUUAUAUGAGAAUGGACACAGACAUAUCCAGGCACGUGGCAAUAGCCAACCAACUCAAUCAGAACGGGGUUCCGAUGGAUCACCCGCUCAUGAUCGAUGAGUUGAUAAAGAAGUUGCCAGUGGAUAUCAUGAGCCACGUAGUGAAAAGGACGAGAUCGUCAAGAAUGACAUUCCUCCAAGUGAUCAGUGCCAUCCGUGACAAGAUCGUGGAGAAAGGCUACGUGGAACAAGCCCGAGAAGACCACAAACGAAAAAUGGAGUUGGCAGAAAUCUGCGCGGUGGGAGACAACAGAAAGUCAGAGAGCGGCCGAAAAGGGUACGGAAACAGAGAAAGACCUGAGAGUUCGGCGGACAAUCGGAAGAGCGGGUGGAAAAAAAGGGGAAAAGAUGAGAGCAACCCAAAGCCGAAGGGGGAGACGGUGUGCAGAUUCUGCGGAUCAGAUCACUACACCGCCUUCUGCUCCAUGAGCAUGGACGAGAGAAAAAGGUGGUGGAGGAAAAGAAGCUGUGUAGACAUUGCAUCUCGAAAUACCACCCCACCAAAAAAAUGCAAAUACCCCAAGAAGUGCUAUUUGUGCCAGGAGAUGCACAGCAUGUUCUUGUGUCCACUGAGGAGAAAAAUUGGAGCAACCAGAAAAGAACAAGACCCAGUUUUUUUCGUGAAAGCUCCUCCUCCUCCCGCCAAUAAGCGGCUCAGGGCAGGCACGGAAUCGUACAACACGAUUCACGUGCCACAAGCUACCUUGCCCACAGCAACCAUAAGAACAGACAACGCCAAUACUGUUCAAACUAAAAACGGGGGAUCAGGAGAAGAGACUCGAGAAGGAGAGUCGGGAGAACAAAGGGAGAGUAAACUCGUAGAAAUAAUAAUGUGUAGUCAGGAGGACGCGUUAUACCGCCUUCCACAGAUAAAGAUUAACACACCCAAAGGGGAGAGAUUGUUAGCACUCAUUGAUUCGGGGGCGACGAGGUCAUUGGUAUCUGAACGGGCAGCGGAGAGACUGCGACUUCCGAUCUUGCGGUCGGAGGAAAUGAAGGUGAUAGGAAUUAACGGUGCGGAAACUGUAAAGUCCAACAGAGUCCGUCUUCAAUUCAAGGGUGAAAAGGAUUUGGUCUGGACAACCGAAAUCUCAACACACCCGGAGAUCCCGAUCAUCUUUAGAGCACCAGUUUUUUUAGCUCAAAAGAUAUCAAACACCUGAAAAGGAAAAAGGAUUAACCCGUACAGUAUAAUGGGGAUGAGAACAGAAAACGGAGAUCGAAUUGAUCUCAUUCUGGGAGCAAGUUUCAUCGCGAAACUGGCGCCCGAGGCGAAGAGGCAUGUGUUGCCAAGCGGUAGAAUAGUCGAAGAAACCAAGCUCGGAAUAAUAACUCAUCCGACACCAAGUAAUGAGUUUCGGCUAUCUUCCGAAAGAGGAUUGGAAGUAGAAACCAACGAGUAUUAUAAUUCAGUGGUAGUUAACACGUUGGAAGUUGUGGAGUAUCGUCAAGUCUCCGAAGCCCAGAUAUUUGAGGGGAUCUCACGACUGUUUCAGUUGGAGCACGUGGGAAUCCAACCACAAGAACUGGCAGAAAAGGGGAGAGAGAGUGACGAGACACUUCUGGAGAAGUUCAGAGAAAGCGCAACCAUGGUUGACGGCAAAAUACAAGUCGCUCUACCGUUCAACGGGAGAGAAGCGGACUUAACCGACAACUUUCCGGUGUGCAUCCUAAGACUGUCAUCACUUCUGACGGUUCUUCAAAAGGACAAAAGAACAUUGUGGGAGUAUGAUUCAGUGAUAAACUCAGCUCGCGGAGGGGAUAAUAGAGGUGGUCCCGGAGUCAGAGUUACACGCCGAGGGCCUCCAUUAUUACAUGCCGCACCGGCAUGUGAUGAAAGAGGAGUCGUGCACAACCAAACUGAGAAUUGUGCUAGACGCAUCGAGUAGAAUGAGAGGGAGAUUAUCAUUAAACGACUGCUUGCACGCAGGACCCUCACUUCUACUCCCAAUACUUGGUAUAUUGAUGAGAGCCAGAUGUUCGAAAUACUUGUUGAUAGCGGACAUAGCCAAGGCAUUCCAUCAAGUCCCUCUUCGACCGGAGUUCCGGAACGUGGUGAAGUUCCUGUGGGUGAAAGAUCCAGAGGGGUCCACGAACCACGAAAAAUCUCGUGGUCUACCGGUUCACAAAGCUACCCUUCGGAGCUUCAAGCUCACCGUUUAUUUUGGCGGCGACGAUUCUGCUGUAUUUGGAGAUGAACCCGCAUGAAAUAAAUGAGCGAAUCAAAAAGUAACCUGUAUGUGGAUAAUGUCGUAUUGACAACCAAUGAGGAAAGCGAACUCCCGGAGCUGUACUCAGGAUCAAAAAAAGGCGUUUAACAACAUGUCUAUGAACCUGAGAGAAUACAUGACCAAUAGCAAGGGGACUAUGGAAAAAGGUACCAGUGGUGGACCGGGCCCAAGCAGAAGUGAACAAGUUAUUGGGUCACGUGUGGGAUAGUGUGAAUGAUACAAUCACAAUAAAAAAAUUCCUAAACCACCAACUGGCCACCCGACCAAAAGGCAGAUGGCAUCGUUUUUUUAGCGUCCAAUUACGACCCCCAGGGGUUACUCUCGCCUAUAAUCGUGCCGGUCAAGGAGGUUAUACAAAAAGUUGUGGGAGAAAGAGGUGAAAUGGAAACAGAGGAUUCCAAAGCAGCUAUUGAAAGAGUGGGAGGUGAUAAAGGAAUCGUUCACUCAAACGUCAUAUACACUACCGCGACAGUUGGUGGUACAUUAUGAUUACGAGAGCGUCCAACUGCUAGUGUUCAGCGACGCCUCCGAGAGGCAUUUCGCAACGGCAGUGUACGCACACUUCAGGUACAAAGACAGAGAGCCAGUCACAAAACUGGUGAUGUCAAAAUCUAAGGUGAAACCAAAGAACGUGAGCUUGUCGAUCCCGCGAUUGGAGUUGAUGGGAAUGGAGAUAGCAUCCCACGCGUCGCUCACGGCGUACAAGGAGUUGAAAAAUGGAGAAAUUGAAGGGAGUGAAGUUCUUUUUCGGACUCCAUGAUUGCCCUAUAUUGGGUAUUGAAGAAAGAGAAGUUGACAAAGUUCGCUCAUAACAGAGUCGAAAAAAUCCAUCAAAACACUCUGUGGUUGAAGGGGAAGGGUUUCGAUCCAUCAUUCCAUCAUUGCCCAACAGAGUAUAACCCGGCGGAUCUGGCGUCCAGAGGAGUGGUCAUGGAGAAACUGUUCAAUAACAGCUUAUGGUUCGACGGACCUGAGUUUCUCAAGAAUCCAGAAUCCGAGUGGCCGAUACGACUUGAGGGGAAGAUCAGUUAUCCGCAGGAGUUCAGGGAGCUGAUUUUGAAAGAGGUGGUCCUGAGUAAGGCAGCGAAAAAGAAGUUAAACGCGACCGCGGCGUUGGCAGUAGACACGACCGAUCAGGACGGGAAGGGAAGACCCUUCAUCCCGUACAAUAGAGUAAGUUCUCUGGCAAAGCUAACCACGGUGAUGGGGCUAGUGAUGAGGUGGUUCGUAAGAAAAUUACCGAACAAAGAGUGGGAGAGUCUGGUCAUGAGACAGUUGGCCAAAGCAAAAAGACAAUCACGUCAGACAAAGAUGCAUCGCGCGCACGUUCGUGAUUGCGAGGCAUUAUGAAGACGGAAAGUCGAGACUGAAUCUCAGUCUACCGACAAAUAUGAAUUUGGAGCCGGGGGAAGAAGGAGUGUAUCGGUAUCAUCGACAGCUGGACAACUCCAGAUUGUCAGCCGAUGCGAAGAACCCGAUCUUGAUCCUACGGGACCACGAACUGGCAACACUGAUAGCUCGAGAGGUUCACAGGAUGAAUAUGCACAUCCCGCAGACCUAUCUCAUCGCAGCCAUCAGACAAAAAUAUUGGAUACCACAAGUGGGAACACUUGUAAAACAGGUGAUUCGAAGGUGUUCCAGGUGCAGAAGACAGGUGGGGAGACCGUUCAGGUACUCCUAUUCCAAAACCCUGCCGUCGUGCAGAACCACACCGGUCGCUCCGUUUGCUCAUGUGGGAUUGGAUUAUUUCGGUCCAAUCACCUACAGAACGCUAAGAAACAAGGAGGAAAAAGCAUGGGUGAUGCUGAUUACGUGUUUGCUCACAAGGGCAGUUCACCUUGAGCUGGUCCUCGACAACUCGACGAUUUCGUAUUUGAUGGCGAUGUCGCGAUAUUUCGCUAGAAGGGGAGUACCCAAAUCCAUCGUAUGCGACAACGCCCCGUCAUUCAAACUGGGGAACGAAAUGAUCAACAAGGACAUCCGGGAUCGAAUCCACGGAAGUCAUGAGAUGACGGUGUUCCUCGCGACGAGAGAAAUCGAAAUCAGAAACAUAACACCCCUGUCACCAUGGAAAGGAGGUGUGUACGAGAGGGUGGUAGGCCUCGUAAAGAGACAGUUUUAUAAGACAGUGAACAGAUUCAAGUUAACCUACGUGGAACUUGAGUCGGUGAUGAUUCAAAUUGAAGGAACUCUCAACAAUCGGCCAAUAACUUCGACUUCGGCUGAUGAGAGAGAUCCAAUCGCCUUGAGACCAAUCGAUUUGUUGCUUCCGCAGGUCCAAAUAAGUAUUCCUCUGCAGACCCAGGAGUCGCAGGGAGCGACCACGGAGAAGGUGACGAGAGAGUAUUUGGCCGGACUCAACGGAGUAUUGAAAAAAAGUUGUGGGUGGAGUGGAGUCAAUUAUACUUGGUCAACCUGA